UCUUGCUUGGUUGCUUUUAGGUGUAGUAUUUCGUCCUGUUUGAGCUGGCGUUCUCCUUUCCCCCAGAAUGGCGCUGUCUAAACGAGAGCUGGAUGAGCUGAAACCGUGGAUAGAGAAGACGGUGAAGAGAGUGUUGGGCUUCUCAGAGCCCACAGUGGUCACCGCGGCGCUGAACUGUGUGGGGAAGGGCAUGGACAAGAAGAAGGCAGCUGAUCACCUGAAACCUUUUCUUGAUGACUCUACUCUGCGGUUUGUGGACAAGCUGUUUGAGGCUGUGGAGGAAGGCCGAAGCUCCAGACAUUCCAAGUCCAGCAGUGACAGAAGCAGAAAACGAGAGCUAAAGGAGGUGUUUGGUGAUGACUCUGAGAUCUCAAAGGAAUCGUCAGGAGUAAAGAAGCGGCGGAUACCCCGUUUUGAGGAAGUGGAAGAGGAGCCAGAGGUGAUCCCUGGGCCUCCGUCAGAAAGCCCUGGCAUGCUAACAAAGCUCCAGAUCAAACAGAUGAUGGAAGCAGCAACACGACAAAUUGAGGAGAGGAAGAAGCAGCUGAGUUUCAUCAGCCCCCCCACACCCCAGCCAAAGACGCCUUCUUCUUCCCAGCCAGAGCGGCUUCCCAUUGGCAACACUAUCCAGCCGUCCCAGGCCGCUACUUUUAUGAAUGACGCCAUUGAGAAGGCAAGGAAAGCAGCUGAACUACAAGCCCGGAUCCAGGCCCAGCUGGCUCUGAAGCCAGGCCUUAUUGGCAAUGCCAACAUGGUAGGCCUGGCUAAUCUCCAUGCCAUGGGCAUAGCUCCCCCGAAAGUAGAGUUAAAAGAUCAAAGUAAACCCACACCCCUGAUCCUAGAUGAGCAAGGCCGCACUGUGGACGCUACGGGCAAGGAGAUUGAGCUGACGCACCGCAUGCCCACCCUAAAGGCCAACAUUCGAGCCGUGAAGAGGGAGCAGUUCAAGCAGCAGUUAAAAGAGAAGCCAUCAGAAGAUAUGGAAUCUAACACCUUUUUUGACCCCCGAGUCUCAGUCGCCCCUUCCCAGCGCCAAAGACGCACUUUUAAAUUCCACGACAAGGGCAAAUUUGAGAAAAUCGCUCAGCGAUUACGGACAAAGGCUCAGCUGGAGAAGCUGCAAGCAGAGAUUUCACAGGCUGCUAGAAAAACAGGCAUUCACACUUCAACCAGGCUCGCGCUCAUCGCUCCUAAGAAGGAGCUGAAGGACGGCGACGUCCCUGAGGUGGAGUGGUGGGACUCCUACAUUAUACCCAGCGGCUUUGACCUGGUUGGUGGGGAAAAUCCCAAGAGAGAUGAUUAUUUUGGAAUCACAAACCUUGUUGAACACCCAGCCCAGCUUAACCCUCCAGUCGACAACGACACACCAGUUACCCUUGGUGUGUAUCUUACAAAGAAGGAGCAGAAGAAACUUCGGAGGCAAACGAGGAGGGAAGCACAGAAAGAACUGCAAGAGAAAGUCAGGCUCGGGCUGAUGCCACCUCCAGAGCCCAAAGUGAGAAUCUCAAACUUGAUGAGAGUGUUGGGAACAGAGGCCGUCCAGGACCCCACGAAGGUAGAAGCCCACGUCAGAGCUCAGAUGGCAAAGAGACAGAAAGCGCACGAAGAGGCCAACGCUGCCCGAAAACUUACAGCAGAACAGAGAAAGGUCAAGAAAAUUAAAAAGCUUAAAGAAGACAUUUCACAGGGGGUGCACAUAUCUGUGUAUAGAGUUCGAAACUUGAGCAACCCAUCCAAGAAGUUCAAGAUUGAGGCCAAUGCUGGGCAGCUGUACCUGACAGGGGUGGUGGUGCUGCACAAGGACGUCAACGUGGUGGUGGUGGAAGGGGGCCCCAAGGCCCAGAAGAAAUUUAAGCGUCUGAUGCUGCAUCGGAUAAAGUGGGACGAGCAGACGUCCAGCACGAAGGGAGAUGAUGACGAGGAGUCUGAUGAAGAGGCUGUGAAGAAAAGUAACAAAUGUGCGCUAGUGUGGGAGGGUACAGCCAAAGACCGGAGCUUUGGAGAGAUGAAAUUUAAACAGUGCCCUACAGAGAACAUGGCUCGUGAGCAUUUCAAGAAGCAUGGGGCUGAGCACUACUGGGACCUUGCGCUGAGUGAAUCUGUGCUGGAGUCCACUGACUGAGGCCACUGCAGCCCUGUGUGUCCGUCUUCUCAUUCUCCUUCCCAACCUCACCCCACCGUGCGUGUGAUCUCAGAACUGUGCCAGGCUGUGAUGGGUCACAGAGACACCGAGUCACAGCCUGGUGCUGCCUUCAUCCUGUAUGUGCAUAUGAUUAAAGAGUUAUUUUUAAA
This is a messenger RNA of Acomys russatus (golden spiny mouse), 2292 nucleotides long. It is a transcript of the gene Prpf3, whose product is annotated as pre-mRNA processing factor 3. NCBI's taxonomy places the organism in Eukaryota, Metazoa, Chordata, Mammalia, Rodentia, Muridae. Bases 68 to 2122 code for a protein of 684 amino acids. The transcript has 16 exons. Gene Ontology annotation, cellular component: U4/U6 x U5 tri-snRNP complex. The record is from RefSeq and is a predicted model, not a curated record. Gene Ontology annotation, biological process: mRNA splicing, via spliceosome.